Molecule: messenger RNA, 6684 nt
Organism: Hyla sarda
Lineage: Eukaryota; Metazoa; Chordata; Amphibia; Anura; Hylidae
Gene: GIGYF2
Product: GRB10 interacting GYF protein 2
Exons: 28
Coding region: 193-4119 (1308 amino acids)
Biological process (GO): insulin-like growth factor receptor signaling pathway
Cellular component (GO): membrane; proximal dendrite; perikaryon
Molecular function (GO): protein binding
Source: RefSeq, a predicted model, not a curated record
ACAACACGGAACUCGCUGGUGGAGCGCUGGCCGGGCACGCUGCUCUGUCACUGCUGAGGCGAGGCGUGGAGGCGUCAGGUGACGGUGCGUGGCGUCAGCCAUCUUGUGUUGUUGGGCUUGUGGAUUCGCUUCGGGUGAGAAGCUGAGAGAGAUUUUCAUUCUCUUGUAAAAACAAAGUAAACAGAAAGCAUUAUGACAGCUGAGACUCAGACCCUGAAUUUUGGCCCUGAGUGGCUUAGGGCUUUGUCAAGCGGGGGCUCUGUUAUAUCCCCACCCCUCUCCCCAGCAUUGCCAAAGUAUAAACUUGCAGACUAUCGGUACGGCCGGGAAGAGAUGCUAGCACUUUAUGUAAAGGACAAUAAGGUUCCUUUAGACCUUCUGGACAAAGAGUUUUUUCCUAUUUUGAAAGAGGAGCCCCUACUACCUUUGGCACUUGUUCCGUUUACUGAGGAGGAGCAGAGAAACUUCUCAAUGUCUGUUAACAGUGCUGCUGUACUGCGCCUUAUGGGAAGGGGCAGUAGUGGAGGAGGGGGAACAGUAGUAGGGGCUCCUAGAGGUCGGAGUUCCUCCAGAGGUCGAGGUAGAGGAAGAGGAGAAAGUGGGUUUUACCAAAGAAGUUUUGAUGAAGUGGAAAGUGGCUUUGGUCGAGGAGCCCGUGAAAUGCACAGGUCACAGAGUUGGGAAGAAAGAGGAGAUCGACGGUUUGAAAAACCAGCACGAAAAGAACCAGCUCGGCCUGCAUUUGAAGAAGGCGGCACAGCACCUGCUGGGAGAAAGCAUGAGAUUAUCCGCUCGGAGAGUGGAAACUGGCGAAGCCUCAGAGAGGAGUUAAAUGGGGAGGAAGAGGAAGGUGGAGGUGUUUGGAGAACUGCAGCACCAAGAAGAGAUGGGGAGCGGUGGCGCUCUCAUAGUCCAGAUGGUGGUCGAGGUCAAGUUUGGAGAGAGCAUCCGGACCGCCGCAAGCGUUUUGACUUUGAUUUUCGAGAACGCGAUGAUGAACGAGGCUAUCGCAGAACUCGCAGUGGCUCAGGGAGUGCGGAAGAUGAGAGAGACAGUUUGCCAGAAUGGUGCUUGGAGGAUGCAGAAGAUGAGACGGGCACUUUUGAUUCCUCAGGGGCAUUCCUACCUUCCAAGAAGGUACAAAAGGAAUGCAUUCCUGAGGAGCAGGAGCUGGAUUUUCGUCCUUCUGUGGAUGGGGAAGAGCAUUCAGAUUCUGAUGGAAGCAACUUGGAGGAUGCCAAAGAGACAGAAGGGGUUCAGGUACCAGAGCAGUCGAGUGAAAUAAGCAAAAAUGACAGCUUUGGAGAAAGACCAGUGACCACACCUCCAGAUAAGGAGCACAAGACACCUUCCCCUGAAAAGAAAAUGGAACCUAAAGCAGAUUCUCCUGUCCAGAAGGCUACUACUCCCCCUGUGUCCAGUAACAAUGAGCAGGAAGCAAAAUUGCACACAAAUCCACCAGCCCCAACUCCACACACGCAAAAGGAAGAAGGUGUUUCUCGUGGUUCCAGAGGUUCACCUGUGUCAUCAGCUCCUUCAAUACCUCACUCUCCUUCUCCUGCAUUUAGCCAAAGCACUGCAGCUCAACAAGUCAAAGAUCCUCAUCAAGGACCUGCCAUUCAUUCCCCCCCUAUUCAAAAUGACCUCUCCUCAGGGCCUUCUCCCCCCUCAGUCUGUGCUGCACCAGGUAUGGGCACGCUUAUACCAGAACCUGAUGAAGAGGAUGGACUGGAACACCUAGAGCAGCAAGCACAGCAGAUGGUGGCAUACCUGCAGGACGGGACGCUAGACGAUGAGAGAUUAACGGGAAAAGCACCAGACCACAGAGUAAAAGGACAUUCUCCAGAAAUGCAGCAGAAGUGGUACUACAAAGAUCCACAAGGAGAAAUCCAAGGUCCCUUCAGUAAUAGAGAGAUGGCAGAGUGGUAUCGAGCUGGCUAUUUUCCUAUGACAUUGUUGUUAAGGAGAGUAUGUGAUGAGGCCUUUCAGACACUUGGAGACAUCAUUAAGUUAUGGGGCAGAGUUCCUUUCAUUACACCCCCUCCUUCCAGACUAGGUGAAUUGGGUCCAGAGCAUAUAGGUCGCCACCAGGACAUGACUGCAUUAUUCCAGAUACAACAGUUGCAUUAUCAACAAUUUCUUAUCCAACAGCAAUAUGCCCAAGUCUUGGCACAGCAGCAGAAAGCGGCUCUCUCCUCACAGCAGCAACAGCAGUUAGCUCUUCUAUUACAGCAGUUUCAGACUCUAAAAAUGAGGAUAUCUGAGCAGCCUGUGAUUCCAACGUUACCGAGAGCCGUGUCUGUUCCAGAUAACACAUCAUUGUGGGAGCGUCAGACAGCAGCCGCCCCACCCACUAUGUGGGAAGGAAGCAGUGUGUGGGACCUGCCUGUAGAUUCACCUUCUCAGGGAGCCUCCAGGGAGCAGCUGGAACAGCUGGAGAAGGCAAAAGUAGCCAAGAUUGAACAGGAAAGGAGGGAAGCAGAGUUAAGAGCAAAGCAAGAAGAGGAAGAACAAUGCAGGCGCCUCGAAGAGGAGGAGAGAAAAAGAAAAGAGGAACUAGAACUUGCACGUCGCAAGCAGGAGGAAGCCCUGCGGCGCCAGAGAGAGCAGGAAUUGGCACUCAGAAGACAAAUUGAGGAAGAGGAGAGAAAAAGGGAGGAGGAGCGAAGGCUUCUAGAGGAAAGGAGGCGGCAGGAAGAGGAGAGGAGAAGACAAGAGGAGGAGAAAAGACGACUUGAAGAAGAGAAAAAGAGGAUAGAAGAAGAAAGGAGGAGAAAAGAGGAAGAAAAGAAACGGGAAGAGGAAGAGAAGAGAAAAAGGGAAGAGCUUCAAAGAAAGCAGGAGGAGGCUGCAAGAUGGGCACGGGAAGAGGAGGAGGCUGCAAGGAGAAUUCUGGAAGAAGCACGCUUACAGCAGGAGGAAGAAGAACGCAAGAAGCGAGAAGAGGCUCAGAGGCAGAAAGAACUUCAAAGACAAAGGCAGCAACAACAGGAAGCCUUAAGGCGUCUGCAGCAACAGCAGCAGCAACAGCAACUUGCACAGAUGAAGUUACCAUCUUCAUCCACAUGGGGGCAGCAGGUGAAUUCAGGAGGAGCAUCACAGUCCACAUUAUCUUUGGCAGAGAUACAGAAGCUUGAGGAAGAAAAAGAGAAGCAAAAUCUAGAAGAGCAAAGACGACAGCAGCAAGAGUUGAAGUCUAUGCUCCAGCAGCAACAACAGCAGCAGCAACAGCAAAAGAUUCCUGGUUGGGGCAGUGUAGCCAAACCAACAGUCAACACGCAAUCUCUACUUGAGAUACAACAGGAAGAGGCCAGGCAAAUGCAAAAAGUGCAGCAACAGGCUGGCCGUGGUAGGCCUGCAAAUAUCACAGUGCCACCUGCACCUGCUCCUGCUCCAAUCCCAAACACAAGCAAUAGUGUCAGCAGCUCUGGAAACUCUGUGUGGGGCAACCUGAACAACAAUCUGAGCCCUCAGUGGUCAUCUGACUCUAUAAGCAGCAUCUGGAGUAGCCAAGAAAACAAGACCUCUAGUGGAUUCUGGGAUGAUGCUGUGAAAGUGGUCGCUCCACGAAAUGCUGUCAAUAAGAACAAGAGCAAUGCUAGCAAAUCAUCGGUGAUGAAUAGUAAGCAAAAUAAAAAGGUUGAGCAAGAAGAGAAGCUUGUUAGGCUUUUUCAAGGAGCAACAAAGUGUGCCGACAGCUUCACCCAAUGGUGUGAGCAGACACUGCAUGCACUCAACACAGCUCAUAGCCUGGAUGUGCCCACGUUUGUGUCCUUUCUCCGUGAAGUGGAAUCUGCGUAUGAAGUCCAUGAUUAUGUCCGAGCCUAUCUUGGGGAUACCCCUGAAGCUAAAGAUUUCUCCAAGCAAUUUCUGGAGCGUCGGAAUAAACAAAAAACUGCUCCGCAAAACCCUCAACCUCAACAGGAUCCUGGAUGGGCUGUGUAUCAGACAAGUCAGAGUAAUUCACAACAGACAAUGCUAGAAACUGCACAAAGCGCUGGACGCAAGAAAAAGAAACAGAAGAUGGUUCGGGCAGAUCCAAGUUUGCUAGGAUUUUCUGUUAAUGCUUCCUCUGAGAGGUUGAACAUGGGAGAAAUAGAGACUUUAGAAGAUUACUGAUUAUUUGGUGGGGUAGGGGUAAUCUGUCCCCCUCCCCUACCUCGACUUCAAUGGGAGGGGGAAGCCGACUGUAUGACUCCACCUACCCCAGCACAUUCUCCCAGUGCCCUGCAGGAAUCUUCACAGGGCACCCCUCCCUCAGUGCUUCAGGAUGAUUCAAGGACAACUACCCCCUCUACUAUCCUAGAUAUUCAUGGGCAUUGUGGAGAGGGCACUUUGGGGGCUAGAGAGUGGGUUAUGGGGACAUAUUUUUUUUCCAUCACAGUACUGUCUGGUCUCGUUUCAGAGGCUUGAACAGUCUGUUACUUUUUCCACCGUUAUUAGGUGGAGAGGAGGCUUUUGGGUUGGACUUUGCACCUCCCCUCACUGCUUUCUUGGGCUUCAGCUCCCUGGAUAUCAGUGUAAGGACAACAUAAGUGUGCGUGGAUGGAGCUUUUGUAAGUGUGGACAGUGAAUAGGGAUCGUUUGCACUACUGGAGUGGUCACACUGCAAUGUUAAUAAUGGCAUCACUCUUCCAUCUCAUGUCCACUCCCCACACCUUAUCUUAAGUACCUUAAAUAAGUGAAUACUGUAUUAAUGCAGGUUGGGAGCAGUGUUUAAGACUAGUCAUUUUUAUGGUUUGCUGCAUAAUCGAUACACAAACACUUUGGUGCUGUUGAGUUAUUGCAUAUCUGCUCCUCCUGCAUUGUUCUAUCCACUGUUGGAUAGGAGGGAACACACUUAUGUUUACACGGCUCCUAGACCACUGUAAGGUUUUUGCCCCAGUGUGCAGUGAUUUUGGGGUGAUGCCAGGUCUGACCUUAAUAAAGCGCUGGUUGUGUUAUAACACAUUUCUGAUUUGGAUGCCUUAUUGCUUUGUGAAUGUCAGGAGGGUGCUAAGGAGCUUCACAUCUCAACCAUACGUCUGCCACAGUCUUCCUCCAUCAUCUAGGAAUUGCCAGAAUACGGACAAUCAAGCACUGGCAUUUGCCACCAAAAAAAGUGAUCACAAGCUCAUGACUUCUAACCACUGAGGCUUUGCUACAGGCCAUUUCUUGCUAGGCAGACCUGAGUUUUGCUCCUGCUAGUGCCUAGUCUUCUGCCUUAGUCUGGAGGAGGCAAGAAAGGUACAGCUCAGGAGUGCAUUUCUGCGAGGUUGAAAUGAAAUGUUAAUAUGGUAUUUUUCGUUAUAUUGUUAGGGUCAUUACAUGAACAAAAGGCUCCAGAGACAAUUGUAUUAAAGCUUAAUUUAAUUUAAAGCCUAAUGGAAAAAUCCUAUUUAUGUUCCUGUUCAGGAUUUUGUAUGCUCUGUGAGCUCACUGGUUUAAUGUUUUAUUCUGGAAACAUACAAACAAUGGGUGAAACUUCAUUUGGGUGCAUAUAUCCAGUCUACUAGUUUAUAUGCUUUCAAUGAACCAUCCUGCGUAUCCCCAAUUGGAAAAUUCAUUAAUUUCUUUGGUACAAGCUGGGAAAUAUACAAUACAGAGUUUUGCUUUGAGAUCAUUACAGAAACAAGGACAGAGUCUAGGAAAUCACAAUAUGUUCCCCGGCAAGUGAAAUAUUGACCCAUUUAAAGAAAAUAAAACUUAGUUUCCAUUGAUGGUGUUAUGAACAUUUAAUGUUGCUAUGUAUAGAGAAUUUUUUAAGUCGUCACAUCAUAUGCAAACUAAACUAAAAUGCUAUGGACACUUUUUGAAAGCAUCUUUUCAAUGUCUGUUCUUAUUAUGUUGCAAAAAAGUCAUUUUUUCUGUAAGUAUUUAAAACAUUUUCUUUGCUUCUUUCUGUAGCCUGUUUUCUCAUAUAGAGAUGGCUGCUUUUUCCUCCACAGAGAAGUUCCAUCAGAGGAGAGCAGUCAGAUGGGAUUGUUUCCAGUCCAUAUGUGUCCUAAACAAACAUUAAACUGAUUUAUAAGCAGAGUUAUCUUUUAACUGGUCAUAAAUUACCUUAAGGGUAAGUUUACAUGUAGUGUAUAUGCUGCAGAUUUUAUGCUGUUUAAUCAGUAUAAAGGGUGGAUGCACUUCAGAUUCGCUGCAGAUUUUCACUGCACUAUUGUUUAGAUGGGAUAAUCUGCAACAAAUCUUAUCCAAAUUGUUGUACACAGCAUAAAAUCUGCAGUAUGUGAGUAUACAGUACGUGUGUUAACACACCCCUAAAAGGCGUUCAGAAGGGAAUAGAUAAAAGCUGGGAACAGACCUGUCAGGCAUUUUCUCAGACAGAACUCGUCCACCGUAAAAUAAGAGAAGCUAAUUUAUAGUAAACCUAAAUUUAAAGACCUAUGGAGAAAAUAUUUAAGCACCAUAGCAAGAAUAAAAAAUGCAUUCAAAGGUGUCCGUAGCCUUACUGUAGGAGACAAUGUUUUAACUAUGUGUUUUAAUUUUUCAUCAUUUUCAAAAUCUCUGCAUCCUUUCUGUGAAUUGAAAUCUACAUUGGUUACAUUUAAAGGCAGAAAACGUCUCCUGAACUAGUCACGCUGGCGCAGCUGCAGUUUGUAAUAGCGUAAGUAUCAGUUUAGGUACCGGCCUGGAGUUCAGAGCAUGAAGGAUUCUCCCUAGUGCUCUUUGAAGCUUACAAAGUAUUGUCUACAG